Molecule: messenger RNA, 749 nt
Organism: Malus domestica (apple)
Lineage: Eukaryota; Viridiplantae; Streptophyta; Magnoliopsida; Rosales; Rosaceae
Source: RefSeq, a predicted model, not a curated record
AUGGCGCCGAGGAAACGCAAGACUACUGAGCAAGAAGAAAAGCAGCUGGUGGCUCAGGACUCGGGUCAGCGAGUGACUCGGAGUAUGGCUCGGCCGGCUCCGAGUGGGAGCUCGGCUGAGCCACGAGCCGUGGCGCCGCCGGCGAGGAAGAAGGCCAAGGGAGCUCAGAAGAAGAAAGAGCCGGCGAAGAAGGAAGAGGUGGAGGUGGAAGAAGCGGAAGCGGAAGCUGUGAAGGAAGAGGAGGACAACUCCGGCGAGAGCAAGGCGGAGGCCGACGCGGAGAACGAGAACAAGAAGAAGAAAGGGAAGGAGAAAGUGGAGGCCGAGGUGGAGAACAAGGAGGAGAAAGGGAAAGCGAAAGUGGAGGACGACGGAGAAGGUACGGAGGCUGACGACGACGAGUCGGACAAGAGGACCAUUGUGAUUGAGCAUUGCAAGCAAUGCAAGUCAUUCAAGGUAAGAGCUGAUCAGGUCAAAAAUGGUUUGGAGAAAGGUGUUCCUGGCAUCAAAGUUCUACUAAACCCUGAUAAGCCAAGAAAAGGAUGCUUAGAGAUACGGGAGGAAGGCGGCGAGACAUUCCUCAGUCUUCUGGACAUGAAACGACCAUUUUCAAAAAUGAAGGCGCUGAACAUGGAGGAAGUCAUUAACGAUAUAGUUGAAAAAAUCAAGUGAACAAUGUGAUGCAUCGCAUUCUAGAGGAGCUUUUGAUAGUUGGAGUAACUGUCUUUUUUGGGUAAACCAAGUUUAUU